Molecule: messenger RNA, 674 nt
Organism: Paramecium sonneborni
Lineage: Eukaryota; Ciliophora; Oligohymenophorea; Peniculida; Parameciidae
Source: the annotation of a GenBank genome assembly
AUGCUUUAAGAAUUAAGAAUGUACCAAUAUUAUGAUCAAAGAAACUUUUUUAUUAGAUUAAUAAGGUAGAAAAUGUUUCUGGUAUCAAAUUAAUGUAAAUUGAAAACAUGUAGCAAUGCUCCAAAUGUUCAUAAUAUACCUGAAUAAUGUUAAACUUAUUCUAAAUUAUAUUCGAUAAAGCAGGCUCUAGAUGGAUGUAUUGAUAUAACUUGUGGAGUGAUAUUCUAGAAAGAGAAAUGCUAAGUAGAUUCAUUAGGUAAUAAUUAUAAUUCGAGUAGAUUUUGUUUUGAUAAGAUUUGUGAAAAUGCUUGAGGGAAUAAUUAUUUUUUUAAUGAUGCUUAAUGUAAAGCAUACUUAAGUAAAUAUACAGUUAAGAAAUGUAUGAAUAGGCCAAAUGUGUAGUGAAAUUAAGAUUCAACAAUAAUGUGUUACCAACUCUUAUAAUAUUGAUUGCGAAUAGUAUAUGUAGAAAGAAAGAAUGUUAUAUAACUUAGAGUUUAAUAAAACAUAUGAGGAUUGUAAUACAUAUUUAAAUAAUUGUACUACAAUUGGGUAUGGUUGUUCACUAUUAAUUACUUGUAAUCUUUAUUAAAAUUCAAAUAGUUGUAGAUAUGAUAUUAAUAACAAUAUUUGUUAAUGAAAUAAUGGAGUAUGUGCCAAUAAGAAAAUACUGA